Messenger RNA from Perca flavescens (yellow perch), 1037 nucleotides. Its product is annotated as ADP-ribosylation factor-like protein 4C. Lineage: Eukaryota; Metazoa; Chordata; Actinopteri; Perciformes; Percidae. Gene Ontology annotation, molecular function: GTP binding; GTPase activity. The transcript has a single exon. The record is from RefSeq and is a predicted model, not a curated record. The coding region runs from base 128 to 706 and encodes 192 amino acids.
AAAAAACCUUUAGCACCAAACCAGCCUCCACACAGAGACUAAAUGAGUGGGAUCUGAGCGCCAGUGUUGCUUUUUUUCACUUCCUGGAUAAAAAAAAAACCCUCCCCCAAAAAAAAGAAAGGCCAACAUGGGCAACAGCUUCUCCAACAUCGCUGCCUUCCAGUCUCUUCACAUCGUCAUGCUGGGCCUGGACUCCGCGGGGAAGACCACGGUCCUGUACCGGCUCAAAUUCAACGAGUUUGUGAACACGGUUCCCACGAUCGGAUUCAACACGGAGAAGAUCAAGCUGAGCAACGGCACGGCGAAGGGCAUCAGCUGUCACUUCUGGGACGUUGGGGGCCAGGAGAAGCUGCGGCCCCUGUGGAAGUCCUACAGCCGGUGCACCGACGGCAUCAUCUACGUGGUGGACUCCGUGGACGUGGACAGGCUGGAGGAGGCCAAGACGGAGCUGCACAAAGUCACCAAGUUCGCGGAGAACCAGGGCACGCCGCUGCUGGUCAUCGCCAACAAGCAGGACCUGCCCAAGUCGCUGGCGGUGGCGGACAUCGAGAAGCAGCUGGCUCUGCACGAGCUCGCCCCCGCCACCGCGUACCACAUCCAGCCGGCGUGCGCCAUCAUAGGCGAGGGGCUUCACGAGGGCAUGGACAAACUGUACGAGAUGAUCCUGAAGAGGAGAAAGUCCCUGAAGCAGAAGAAGAAGCGGUAACGGCUGCUGGAUUCUGUGGACAGUGGUUUUAUUUUUAUUUUAUUUUUUAAGGAAUUCUCCGGGUUCUGCCAGUGUUGCCCUGCACAGCUUUACUUUGCAGUGAUUUUAAAAAGAAAAGAAAAAUGAUCCUCUGGUUUGGAUUAACAUUGUUCGAUACGGAAGAUGAUUAGCGCCACGUGUGAAAAUGUAUUUGACUUCUGAGUUUCAAGUCAGAAUCUGAUUUCUGUCUUUAAACUUCUGAGAAUUCUGACUUCAAAGUUGGUCAGAAAAUGGUGAAAAAAAGUCAGUGUUUCCCAAAAAAGCCCGAGAUGACAUCCUCAAAUGUCUCAUU